Messenger RNA from Chenopodium quinoa (quinoa), 1519 nucleotides. RefSeq lists its product as uncharacterized. NCBI's taxonomy places the organism in Eukaryota, Viridiplantae, Streptophyta, Magnoliopsida, Caryophyllales, Amaranthaceae. The coding region runs from base 339 to 1205 and encodes 288 amino acids. The record is from RefSeq and is a predicted model, not a curated record. The transcript is spliced from 2 exons.
UCUAAGAUUUGAGAAACGUGAAAAGUUUUUGGUGUAAUCUAGCAUAUUCCUAUAAUCUUUAUGGUGCAAAAAAUGAUCCCAUGUUACACAAACAUACAAAAGUCUAAAUAAUUGCCCCUUUUUAUGGCUCAAGUUUCUCAAAUCCUAAGCUUUUACAAACAAACAAAUUCCUUUAAUUUCAGCUACCAAUUAGCUCAAUUCUUCUCCUCACACUUGUUCUGUUUUUUUUCCUCCCUCUCAAUACCUCUCGUUUUCAGUUCUUUCUCGAUGAACUCUGAAACUAAGUGAAACCCAGAAAAUAGGAUAAAAGAUUGAAGCUUUUUUUGCAGUUUUUUCUCAUGAAAUCUACUGCGAUAAAACCCUCUAUACCUUCAUCUUUUAAUCAAAAGCUUUUUAAUCCCAAAAACAACCCAUAUCAAAGAGCAAUUUCAUUGUUUUCUUCAUCAAUAUUCAGGGCAAAACCCCAAAAGAGAGCAAUUUGUAUAUCAUGUAAACUUCCAUUUAAUGACCCUCCUCAUAAUAGCUUCAAUCAUUCAACACCCUUAAACCCCUUUUCAUUAUUAGUUCCAAUUUUACAAAGUAUAAAGAAUUUCACAGCAAAAAUUAACUGGGUUUCAUACUUAAAAGACCCAGCAAUUGAUGAAAUUACUAGGUUUAAUAACGAAAAGACACAAUUUUUGCACAAUGGAGGAGUUGGGAUGGCUCUAUUAUCCGUGCAAUCCACUGCUAGGGACAGAUUUAGCCCCUUUAUCGCAACACUAGCCGCGAAUCCAACGUUUGUUAGUGGAUUAUUGGCGUGGUUUUUGGCGCAAUCUACAAAGGUAUUGCUGAAUUUUUAUGUGGAAAGAAGAUGGAAUAUGAGGAUGUUUUGUGCUUCAGGUGGAAUGCCGUCUUCUCACUCUGCUUUGUGUACUGCUAUGACUACUUCUGUUGCGCUUUGUCAUGGUGUUGCUGAUGCUUUGUUUCCAGUUUGUUUGGGGUUUAGUCUUAUUGUUAUGUAUGAUGCUGCUGGAGUUAGGAGACAUGCUGGUAUGCAAGCUCAGGUUCUGAACAAGAUCAUUGAGGAUUUAUUCCAAGGGCAUCCCAUCAGCGAAAAGAAGCUCAAAGAACUUCUUGGCCAUACUCCAUCACAGGUCUUUGCUGGAGCUCUUCUAGGUAUUGUAGUGGCUUGUUUUUGUUGCCAGGGUUGUUUGGUUCCGAUAUGAUAAACUUAAGUUGCUUCUGAAUGAAAUCUUCUUCGGUAUGAAUGUCUGGCUGCUAAUGCUAAACAAGUCUUGGCAAUUGGCAUACAACUACUAAUCACUUCACGGUGAUAUCAUAAUAAGUACUGAAGAAGCUAGGAUUCAUUAGUUGCUUCCUUGAACAUUUGUAUCAGUAUACAUUUUUUGUAAAAAGUAGAUCAUCUCAAUAUAAUUGUUGAGAUGAUGGUUGCUGGUGUAAUUUGAUUGGUAUUGUAAUUUGAAUAAUAAUGAUUAAAUGUAUGAGUUGCAAUGUUUGUUGCUAUUUUUCACAAAAUUAU